CGGCGGCGAGCCGGAGUCGGGGCAUCUGGCCGUCUGGGAGGCAGCGACGGCCGGCUGGCUGCAUUGUGUUGCUUUGAUGACCCCCGCUGUGUAGCUGCCUGCUCAUCAACCUCCCCUCUCUCUCUCUCUCUCUCUCUCACCCCCCCUCCCCCUCUCCUCCUCCUCCUCCUCCUCCUCCUCUCUCCAUCACAGCUCCCGGCCCAGCCAUGUUCGGCACAGAGUCCUCAUUAAGCAUGUUUCUCAACACCCUGACACCCAAGUUCUACGUGGCUCUGACGGGCACUUCCUCCCUCAUAUCAGGACUCAUUUUGAUCUUUGAGUGGUGGUAUUUCAGGAAAUAUGGGACCUCCUUCAUCGAGCAGGUGUCUGUGAGCCACCUGCGCCCCCUGCUGGGCGGAGUGGACAGCAGCUCGCCCAGCAACUCCAACACCAGUAAUGGAGAGGCCGACUCCAACCGGCAGAGCGUGUCCGAAUGUAAAGUUUGGAGAAAUCCCUUGAAUUUAUUUCGAGGAGCAGAAUAUAACCGGUACACAUGGGUCACGGGUCGGGAGCCGCUGACCUACUACGACAUGAACCUGUCGGCACAGGACCACCAGACCUUCUUCACCUGCGACUCGGACCACCUGCGGCCCGCCGACGCCAUCAUGCAGAAGGCGUGGAGAGAGCGGAACCCUCAGGCUCGUAUCUCUGCAGCACAUGAAGCUCUGGAGCUGGAGGACUGUGCCACGGCGUACAUCCUGCUGGCGGAGGAGGAAGCCACCACCAUCAUGGAGGCGGAGCGGCUCUUCAAACAGGCCCUGAAGGCUGGAGAGGGAUGUUACAGACGCAGCCAGCAGCUGCAGCACCACGGCACUCAGUACGAGGCCCAGCACCGAAGAGACACUAAUGUGUUGGUGUAUAUAAAGAGGAGGCUGGCCAUGUGCUCCAGAAAGCUUGGCCGAACACGAGAAGCAGUAAAAAUGAUGCGAGAUUUGUGUGUUUUCCAGUUAAUGAAGGAGUUCCCUCUCCUUAGUAUGUUCAACAUCCACGAGAACCUGCUGGAGUCACUGCUGGAGCUCCAGAACUACGCCGACGUGCAGGCUGUUCUGGCCAAGUACGAUGAUAUCAGUUUACCCAAAUCUGCAACGAUAUGCUACACAGCAGCGUUGCUCAAAGCCCGGGCCGUAUCAGAUAAAUUCUCUCCAGAAGCAGCCUCCAGACGAGGGCUGAGUACAGCAGAGAUGAACGCAGUAGAAGCCAUUCACAGAGCGGUGGAGUUCAACCCUCACGUUCCCAAAUACCUGCUGGAGAUGAAGAGUCUGAUCCUUCCUCCAGAACACAUCCUGAAGCGAGGGGACAGUGAGGCCAUCGCCUACGCCUUUUUCCACCUGCAGCACUGGAAACGAGUAGAAGGAGCUCUCAACCUGCUGCACUGCACCUGGGAGGGCACGUUCAGAAUGAUCCCCUAUCCUCUGGAGAGGGGGCACCUUUUCUACCCCUACCCCAUCUGCACAGAGACCGCCGACAGAGAGCUGCUACCCAUGUUCCAUGAGGUGUCGGUGUACCCGAAGAAGGAGCUUCCCUUCUUCAUCCUCUUCACCGCUGGUCUCUGCUCCUUCACCGCCAUGCUGGCUCUGCUCACGUACCAGUUCCCUGAGCUCAUGGGAGUCUUUGCUAAAGCUUUCCUCAGCACGCUGUUUGCUCCUCUGAACUUCAUCAUGGAGAAGGUGGAGAGCAUCCUGCCGUCCAGCCUCUGGCACCAGCUGACCCGCAUCUGACCCCCGAGCCCAGCCGAGCCGGGCCGGGCCGGGCCGGGCCGGGACCGCCCGGUCCCUCUGAGACCGGCACCCGGAGCUCAGACCUCCAUGCGGACACAGACAGCUGGACUGAACGCUUCAGACGGACACUGGUUUGAGUCCGGAGUGGCCUGGAGGGCGGCGGCUCGCCCGCCUCCAGACUUUCUUUCAUAUGUUUGCAUUUUUUGGGUUUUGGAUCAUUUCAAGCUGUUUUCCGUUGUUCAGACAGAGGUGAUCAGUUGCCAUCAUUAAAAAAAGUGAAAAGGAAAAAAACAUCCAAUAAAGGACUCUUUGUGUAUUGCUGCAAGC
This is a messenger RNA of Salarias fasciatus (jewelled blenny), 2084 nucleotides long. RefSeq names its product suppressor of tumorigenicity 7 protein homolog. The record is from RefSeq and is a predicted model, not a curated record. The transcript is spliced from 15 exons. Bases 207 to 1757 code for a protein of 516 amino acids. Lineage: Eukaryota; Metazoa; Chordata; Actinopteri; Blenniiformes; Blenniidae.